UCUAAAAAUGGCAUUUCUCGUCAAUGGAUUAGUGUAAGUGUGGUGUAGAAAAGAAAACGAAAAGAAACCUAGCAAAGGAAAAAAUUUUCACACACCAGAUUUUACAUUUUUUACAAAAGAAAUUCAUUCAAAACUUCUUUUAAAAUGUUUAAAAAUAAAUCUCUCAAUUGAAAACCACAAAGACUUCAAAUUUCCAAAAUAUGCAAAAGUGAUAUUUGUACCAAAAAAUAAAUAAAUCAAAAAGAAAAAAGAAGAAGAAAAAUACGCAUUCAUUCCACUUCCAUCGCGAUCGCCAGCCCAGCGCCAGCACCAGUACCAGCACCAGAACCAACGAAUUCAAGAGAAUUUUUCGAAUUUUACACUUUCCAUUAUCCAUUAUUUAGAACGACCCACGGCUAUAAGUUCGUGUACGGCUAAGGUUUACGGUACGGUGGCGUGUGUUUUCCAAGUCAAGUGAAUUUUGAAUCUAGUUUAGUUAUUAGUUUCUCAACUCCUCAUUAAAAAUCAAAUAAAUAAAUCGAGAAAACAUUUCUCUCUGCCCUCAAAAACAAAAAAAAACCUCAAAUUAGAAAUUGAUAUUUAAUGGCGGAAAAUAUUAAAAAUUAAUUACAAAACUAUCUACGAUAGUUUUAAAUAUAAAAUUCUGUAGAAGUUCCAAGAGAAUUUUUAUGCGUGUGUGAAUUGAAUCGUGAAUUGUCAGACGUUGACAACGAAGACGACGACGACGGACGGUUGAAACAGACCACAGAAGACGCUUCCACUGAAAACGAAAAAAAGUGUCGUAAAAUUGCAUCUCGCAGAGGAGAAUACACAACCACACAAACUUACGGGAAUGAUUAUCCAGGAGCCUGUUCAGGCUGCCAUUUGGCACUGCUUGAACCACUACGACAACAAGGAUGCAGUUUUUCUCGCAGAGCGUCUUUGCUCCGAAGUGGAAUCGGACGAAACAAUAUUCAUUCUAGCCACAAGUUAUUUUCGCUCGAAUAUGAUUCAUCAAGCGUAUUGGCUGCUAAAAGAAAAAUCCCGUCGUUCACCCGAAUGCCGUUUCCUCCUUGCCAAAUGUGCGUUCCAUCUCAAGAAAUACUCCGAAGCCGAAUGUACCCUGUCUAGUGUCUAUUUAGGUGAAUUAAAGAAUUUCGAUGAAAUAGCGAAGGAUUUUGGGGAGAUAGCGUGUUUUGUGCUGCAGCUAAUUGCUCAGAUAUGUGUGAAAACAGAGCGCGAUUCGAUAGCCGUCGACGCAUACCGCAAAGCUCUAAAGCUAAAUCCAUUCUUAUGGACGGCAUUCGCUGAGCUCUGUAAUCUCGGAGUGGAUAUCGAUCCGAAGGAGAUAUUCCAAGUAACCAGCACAGAUAUCUUCAAUACAAGUCAGGGCAACAAUAACACCAACUCGAUGGUUCUCUUUGGCAAUGGAGAUGGUUUCCCAGGCUGUUGUGAUGGCACCCAGCUGUUGUCGGGCGGCAAUAAUGGAAGUAUAUUGCAGCAGCAGACCACUUUGGGAGGGGAUAUAGUCAAUAGUCUUAAUAAUAGCUCUAAUUAUAUACUUACAACGCCUGUUGACCAGUCAAACACCGUCAACUUGAUGACACCCAACAAUAACAAUCUAAAUAGUUCAAUGACCAUUCUGCGGGGUGGUAAUAUAGGCCUGGGUGGCGCCCCUCCACCCAUCUCCAAUAACCUGAAUACCACCAUCGAGGAUACGCCAAUAGUUUUCGCCAACAACAACAAUAGCAACAUUAGCAGUAGCGGUGGCGGCGGCGGUGGAGGCGGAGGCAUAGGCUACAUAGAGACAAGUAAUUUCGAUGGCGGCACACCAUUCCGUAGGCAGUUCAAAUACCUCUCGGCCAUGAGUCCGUCAACACCUAGCUUCGGAAUUCUGCCCAUAAGUCCGGGAGACACGUCGUACAUCAAUCUAAACACAACAAUGCACACCCCAUCGCCACAGACGCUAGUCGAGGCUAAUCAGGAGCAGAAGGCGGUUGGGAAGAAACUAAAAACACACGUCGGCAGCUUGAUAAACCGCAAAGAGACCACAGCGAAGCCAGCAGUCUUCACACAGACCGGCAACAUAACCCCCCGUACGCCGAAUACCUGCACCACCGGUGGUGGCCUUGGAGCGCAGAAUGUCCGGCGGAGUUCGAGACUGUUUAGCAAUAGCAACUAUUCUGUAAAAGAGAACAACAAGAGUCCUAACAUUAGUAAAUUUGUGCAACCACGUUCCCCACCACGAAAGACCAAACAGAGAAUUCCUAAGAUCUCCCUCAGUAACAUCGAGCUGAAUGAAAAAGACAAAAAAGAGAAGAUCGAAACCAUCACCUCCAAUGAUAGCAAAGUUCUGCUUAACAAUAGUCUGAAUAGUGCCCAAACAAUGGCCCACCAUGUGUUGAACUUAAAACGCCAAAGUGCUGAGGGUCUGAUGGCCCUGCUGCGCGAUCUCGGCCAGGGCUACUACCACCUGACGCGAUACAACUGCCAAGAGGCGAUCAAGAGCUUCGAAACAAUUCCAAAGCACCACCUCAGUUCCAGCUGGGUGCAAAGCCAAAUCGGUCGUUCACACUACGAGCUGCGGGAGUACGAGAAUUCAGUGUCAAUAUUUCGUAAGAUCCACGAAAGUGACCCCCAUCGUCUGGACUCGAUGGAGACGUACAGUUCGUCGCUGUGGCACUUGCAAAAAGAGGUCGACCUGUCUGCUCUGGCCCAGGAUCUGAUGGCGCAAGACAAGACUUCUCCUAUAACUUGGUGCGUGUCGGGCAAUUGUUUCUCGCUGCAUAAGGAGCACGAAACGGCAAUAAAGUUCUUCAAGCGAGCAGUACAAGUGGACUCAGAUUUUGUGUAUAGCUACACUCUGCUCGGCCAUGAACUGGUUCUCACAGAGGAGCUGGACAAAGCUUUGAAUUUCUUCCGAACGGCGGUGCUCAAGGAUCCGCGACAUUACAACGCCUGGUUUGGCAUUGGCACCAUCUAUUCCAAACAGGAAAAGUAUGAGCUGGCCGAACUGCACUACGACAGAGCCCUCAAGAUAAAUCCCAAGAACUCAGUAAUUCUGGUGCACAUUGGUGCCAUGCAAUAUUUCAUGCAAAAGAAGGAGCAAGCCCUACAAACCCUCAAUAGAGCGGCAGCGAUAGACCCCAAGAAUCCGCUGGCGAGAUUCCACAGAGGUUCAAUAUAUUUUUCACUUGGCAAGCACCAAGAAGCACUCCGAGAACUGGAAGAGCUAAAAGAGAUCGUGCCAAAGGAGUCGGUGGUGUUUUAUCUCAUCGGCAAGAUACACAAGGCGCUGGGCAAUGUCGACUCGGCACUGAUGCACUUCAGCUGGGCGACCGAUCUCGAUCCCAAAGGCGCCAACAACCAAAUAAAAGACGCCUUCGACUCAAUGAGUCAUCCAUCCUGUUGCCCGCCCAUGAACGACCUAAACCUCGAUCCAGACUUGGAGCCAAUCUCCGAACGCAGCGAUGACUCCACGCAAGCGCAACAGGAUGUUAAUUAUGAUAGUGAUAGUUAUUAAAGAAAAGAAGAAAAACAAAAAUAUUCUGGUAUUAAAAUUAAAAUUGAUUUUGAUUUAACAAAACAAAAUAAAACAUAAAAAUAAAAUGAA
This is a messenger RNA of Eupeodes corollae, 3592 nucleotides long. It is a transcript of the gene Cdc27, whose product is annotated as cell division cycle protein 27 homolog. The record is from RefSeq and is a predicted model, not a curated record. The transcript is spliced from 3 exons. Gene Ontology annotation, molecular function: protein binding. Gene Ontology annotation, biological process: cell division. The coding region runs from base 833 to 3502 and encodes 889 amino acids. NCBI's taxonomy places the organism in Eukaryota, Metazoa, Arthropoda, Insecta, Diptera, Syrphidae.